Klebsormidium nitens is the source of this 1044-nucleotide messenger RNA. Lineage: Eukaryota; Viridiplantae; Streptophyta; Klebsormidiophyceae; Klebsormidiales; Klebsormidiaceae. The record is from the annotation of a GenBank genome assembly.
AUGGGGAGGAAGAGGGCGUAUGACGUGCGCCUGUUGGUAGGGAAUGAGGACUGGACAGGCACGGGGCCGCUUUGGUCCAGCCACACCGACCCUUACAGCUCAGUCGACAUACGCUCUGAUUCGACACGCAGCAUUGCUGCAGAAUGUAGGCAGCGGUUGCAGGAGCAGGGGGUCAAUUUGGGUGUGAGCUGCGAGCUGAUCGAGGCUGACCUUGCUGCGGCGCUUCCAACAGAUGCAAUCCUGCGGGCUUUUCGCAAAUGGGGCAGCCCACUGCACCUGGUUCACAGCAGCGCGCACCCGCCCCGGGCAUUCUGGUUACCGCCUCAGCUCAGAUCACUGGCCACCAACGAGCGGGGACCCAUCCCACGGCAGGCAGAGUCAGAGAGAUGGUUGCAGCGCUUUGUUGUGGAGCAGGUUUACGAGGGGAAGGUCACAAAAGAUGCGAGCAGAUGCAGGGAGCUCGCUGCGGGGUUCGAGAGGCUCACGGGGGCUGUGAAGGGUCUGCAGGGGCUGCCAGUGCAAGAAGCCCGCGCGCAUGCCUUGGAGAACUGCUUGAGUAGGCUCACAGAGUGCAGCCUCCGGGAAAGUGAGCUCGCAGAGAGGCUUGUCAGGCUAUUGCGCGACAUGGACCAGCGGCAGGAACGGCAGGCUGCUGCUGUAGCAAAGAGCAAGGAGCAGCUGCGAGUGGAGCGGGAGAAGAGGCAAGAACAGAGCAGAGCUGUGCAGCAGCUGAGGGCAGAGAAGCGGGAUCUGGCAGAGGAGUUGAAGCGGCUGCGGGUCGGUGGGGGGCGCUUGGACCGGGCAAAGCGCGGGCGGAUGCCGGAGAAUAAGCGGCUGCAGGUCGGGCAGGAGUUUGUGUGGCCGAGCAAGAGCUUUGCGUCCAAGCUCGAUGCUGCGAUGCGGGAGCACAUGCAGGAGGAGCGCGAGCUGUGCAGGCCGCGGAGGUUCAAGCUUGCCAAAUCAGAGCACGUGGCGUACGUUGCUGAGGGAGACAAACGGAGGGCAUCCACCGUGCUGAUGCCGUCCCAGGCCCGGCCGUCCUAA